ACAUACACAACGAAGAGUGCAUUCAUUAUUUUCGGUUCAAAUCAAGUCGAAAUGCAAUUUUUUUUAAUUUUACUUUGAUUUCAUUUGUCGACAUUUAAAUUGAAUCCAAUAGAAGAAAAGAAACUCAUUUUUAUCGUUUCUGUAAUUUAUUUUAUUUUUCAAAUAAGAAAAUAACACCCUCAAAUACAGGGAACCAUCAUUGCUGAAGAAAAAAAAUCCAAUUCCAUAUACACACAGAAUGAAUCUGUGCGAUUUGAUUGAAGGGAAAAAAUCAAUAAUUACCAUCACAGCAUACGACUCGUUUUAAAAGCAGUUUGCUUUAGGACACGAGCGGAUAAUGAACCAACAAAACACACACACACACACUCAAUCUAAUCUCUCGCACACAUGAUGUGAACCCAUAAAAAAAUAAAUGAAUAAAAAAAAACCAACCAAAUGAAUAAAUCUCUAAAUAUCAAAUGCAAAUAAAUAAUAAAAUUGCAUUCAUGUUUUGCCAUUCGGUUUUUGAGCAAAACACCAAACAAAAUCAAAUCCGAUAUUGACCGAACAGAAACCAAACAAAUCACAAAUGUCUUCCAUUUAUUUGUGAAAUUAGUGUUAAGAAUAUUUAUAUAUCUACAUCGUAUUGCGUAUACACCAACUAUUUUGAAUGAAUUAGAAUGUAAGAAAAUAAUGUGACAUCUCGUUAAAAUCUGAAUCGAAGUCUUCCAUUUUUUAAAAAGAAAAAAUAUAGAAAAAACAAAAAUAGUAUUGUAAUAUAUACAUAUAUGUUAAAUCGUCAAUGCUAUUUUGGCAACAUUUUUACUUGAACAAGAACAAAAAUUCUUCUUUCACAAAAAUUUGAUUGAAUCAAUCAAAGUAAAUUUAGCUGAGUGCUUUUUGCGCCACACUCAAUUUGUUUGAACAAAAACACCCAAAAAUAAAUGUGAAAUAGACGCGAAAAUUGAUUGGUUGAAGACGGUGCACAAACAAUGGCAAAAAAAUUAAAGAGUGUCAAUGCAAGCCACCCGUCAACGUCAUCGUCGUCCAAUGCAUUCGCCUAUAAGAAUUUCAAUUCGACGAGCGGCGGUGGUAAACGUCGAAAAAAUCGUAAAAAAUAUUUCGAACAUGAUACACGAACGCGAACCAUACGAACGACCACCGUUGCAAAUCCAAGUGCUGGCACAACAACGGCAGCCAUAAAAAAGAUAAAAUUCAAUAAUGAAAUCCGUAUUUUUGAAACGAAAAAUGACCACAUCGAUGUGACAACAAUACAAACGCCAACGGCCAAAAAGAAAAAACCAUUUAAAACCAUUGGCUGCACAAUUGGACAAAAGAAACGUAGCACAUUUCGAAUGCGACGCAAUGCAAAUAAUGCGUCGAACAAUGCAACGGCAACAAGCAUUCAAACAACCACGAAAAAACUGCAAAAACAAUUGAUUGAAACGCAAAAAAAAUUACAAAAACAAUUGAACGCAUUACAAGAUCAAAACCAUUCAUUUCUUGCACUAUUGCAUUCGAAUUGUAUGCAUAAAAAUGAUAGUGGUGCAGUCAAUACUGCUACUACUGCUACUAAUGCCACAUCAUCGCUUAUAUAUGACAAUAAUAAUGAUUAUAAUGACGAUGAUGGGGGCGGCCGGGGCACUCACAACGACCACACACACAAUUCUCAUGUCAAUUUAAAUGCAAUUCAAAAAUUGCCGAACACCAUUGGAGUUGGGCAUUCAAAUCAAAAUCUACUAUGUUCUGAACAAUUUUACAAAAUUUUCACGGAUCAAAGUAAAUGCUCAAUCGAUAAAAUGGCAAACGGAAACAAAGCCACGACCAUUAGAGCAUUUACUUGUGAAUCAAAAAGUAAAAAUUGCUCGGUGUCAACCGAUCCAGAAGCAAAAAACCAUACAUCGUUGUCACCAAACGAUUUGUGCAAUCAUCACUGCAACAACUGUAUUGAGAACGCAAAAAGCUACACAAGUACCGGCAUUGGUCAAACCAUUGCAAAUAUUAAAAGGCCAAAAAUUCACAUUAAAAAACCACUAUUGAAAAGUAUCAUUCUCAGCACGAACAACCACAAUACCAAUAAUAAUCAAUCGCCAAUUGCGGUGAAUAUUAAACAGGAAAUUGACGAGCAUAGCGAAUGCGAAGUGAUACAUUUUACAAAAGGGCCAUUGCAACCAAUUAGCGAUUGUGGUGGUGAGUGUUCAGCUACAAAAUCACCGAUAUCGACUAAAUUUCAACACGAAAUGCAAUACUCCGAUACCAAAAAGACUAAACAAAUCAAUUCGUACUUUAAGUCAAAUGAUUUUGUACAACAAAAUGCGCGGUCAUAUUCACCACCGUUACCUGUAACACAUCGACUUACAUCCAUGGUAUCGAACGAUUCAACACUUACAAACACCAUCACCAAUAACAACAACAACAACAACAAUCUCUCACGACGCUCAAACACGUCCAGAGAAGGGAAAUCCAGCAAAAGGCGCAAAAAACAUAGACGAUCCUAUUCGAGAGAAUCACGAUCAAAAUCACGAUCAUACUCACGGUCUCGCUCAUCAUCCCGAUCUAAAUCUCGAUCGACUUCAAGAAGUCAUCGUCGACGCAGUUCUCGAUCACGAUCAAGUAGUUUCGAUGAAAAUGCCCGACGUUACAGCCAAGAGAGAAAGAAGAAAUCACAUUCAAAGAAUCGAGACGUCUUCCGACGAUCAUCUAAACGGGAUGAUCGAAAUUGUGGAUGUAGUUGCAAUUGUGUCAAUUAUUGCAAAAAAUCGUCGAAACAGCAUAUGUCGAAAAAUAACUCAAAAUCACCAACAAAUGAUUGUGCAUUUAGUUCGAAACAAAGCAACAUUUCACCAUCGGAUAGCAAGAACAAUAAGCGAUUAACUACAACAACAUCAUCAGACAAUGCAAAUGGUUCAUCAACAUCUAAGAAAAAACCGAUAACAAUGAGUAGUGGUGUUUUGCUGAAACAGCAGCCAAUUGUAAAAUUGCAUGCAUCGCCAGCAACCGGCAGUGAUACGGAAAAUGAAAUCGAUGAUAAAUUCGAUCGAAAAUAUGAGGAACUAUUGACAUUCGAAACGAAUGAAGAUGAGCGUCGUGAACAACGUCUAUUGAAAGCAUUAUCCGAUAUAGCGGCAAAGGCAAAGCAAAAAAUUCAAUCGAUUAGCAGUGAUUCGUCUGUGGCCAAAAGUGUGCAUGCCGAUCGAAAUCAUAACGAUCGUUCUGCAACCAAAUCGAAUAAAUCGUUCAAGCAUAAUACCAUUAAAAAAACGAACGAAUUACGCGAUGAACGUCGAUCGGAGCGACAAACAUCAGUGGAUGCUGAUUAUUCGCCACGCGAACGAAAAAAUUCGAAGCGAGAGCCGUCGAGACGCUCUCGUCGGGAAAGUAGCUACAGUAGCAGUAGCAGCAAAGAGGAAAAGUCCACGCGGUCGUCACGCUCACCAUCAAUACCACGAAGACGCGGAUCACCCAGCUUCCUCGAUCGACGUCGCAUCACCAGCGCACGGAAAAAGCCAAUACCAUACCAACGCUCGUCGCCAUAUGAUAGCUACGACGAAAGAGACUCUUCAUAAAUGGCCAGCACUAUGAGGUGCACUGCAAUCAUGACAACUUCAAUUCGAUAACAAUAAACUCAUUUAACAAUACUCAAUUAUAAAAAGAAAAAUGCAUAUAUUGCUAACAAAAGCAAAUUUUGUGAACUGGGCUGAAUUUUGCGUGAUUUUUUUUUGUUUUAACAAGAAAUAAAAAAUGUGAAAAAUAAAUAACAUUUCAACAGAAAUCUAGAGCUGAA
Contarinia nasturtii (swede midge) is the source of this 3763-nucleotide messenger RNA. RefSeq lists its product as uncharacterized. Lineage: Eukaryota; Metazoa; Arthropoda; Insecta; Diptera; Cecidomyiidae. The record is from RefSeq and is a predicted model, not a curated record. Bases 972 to 3545 code for a protein of 857 amino acids. The transcript is spliced from 8 exons.